Messenger RNA from Rattus rattus (black rat), 2583 nucleotides. It is a transcript of the gene Hcn2, whose product is annotated as hyperpolarization activated cyclic nucleotide gated potassium and sodium channel 2. The record is from RefSeq and is a predicted model, not a curated record. NCBI's taxonomy places the organism in Eukaryota, Metazoa, Chordata, Mammalia, Rodentia, Muridae. Gene Ontology annotation, cellular component: membrane. Gene Ontology annotation, biological process: potassium ion transport; transmembrane transport. Gene Ontology annotation, molecular function: voltage-gated potassium channel activity.
AUGGAUGCGCGCGGGGGCGGCGGGCGGCCGGGCGAUAGUCGCGCGACCCCUGCGCCGGGGCCGCCGCCACCACCGCCGCCGCGCCCCCCUCAGCCUCAGCCACCACCCGCGCCACCCCCGAAUCACGACCCCUCGCACCCGGAGUCGGCGGACGAGCCCGGCCCGCGCGCCCGGCUCUGCAGCCGCGACAGCUCCUGCACUCCUGGCGCGGCCAAGGGCGGCGCGAAUGGCGAGUGCGGGCGCGGGGAGCCGCAGUGCAGCCCCGAGGGCCCCGCGCGCGGCCCCAAGGUUUCGUUCUCAUGUCGCGGGGCGGCCUCGGGGCCCGCGGCGGCCGAGGAGGCGGGCAGCGAGGAGGCGGGCCCGGCGGGUGAGCCGCGCGGCAGCCAGGCCAGCUUCCUGCAGCGCCAAUUCGGGGCGCUCCUGCAGCCGGGCGUCAACAAGUUCUCCCUGCGGAUGUUUGGCAGCCAGAAGGCCGUGGAGCGCGAACAGGAACGCGUGAAGUCGGCGGGGGCCUGGAUCAUCCACCCCUACAGCGACUUCAGGUUCUACUGGGACUUCACCAUGCUGUUGUUCAUGGUGGGAAAUCUCAUCAUCAUCCCUGUGGGCAUCACUUUCUUCAAGGACGAGACCACGGCGCCCUGGAUCGUCUUCAACGUGGUCUCGGACACUUUCUUCCUCAUGGACUUGGUGCUGAACUUCCGCACCGGCAUUGUUAUUGAGGACAACACGGAGAUCAUCCUGGACCCCGAAAAGAUAAAGAAAAAGUACCUGCGUACGUGGUUCGUGGUAGACUUCGUGUCAUCCAUCCCGGUGGACUACAUCUUCCUCAUCGUGGAGAAGGGAAUCGACUCCGAGGUCUACAAGACGGCCCGUGCACUACGCAUCGUGCGUUUCACCAAGAUCCUCAGUCUGCUGCGGUUGCUGCGGCUAUCCCGGCUCAUCCGAUAUAUCCACCAAUGGGAGGAGAUUUUCCACAUGACCUACGACCUGGCAAGCGCGGUGAUGCGCAUCUGUAACCUGAUCAGCAUGAUGCUGCUGCUCUGCCACUGGGACGGCUGCCUGCAGUUCCUGGUGCCCAUGCUGCAAGACUUCCCCAGCGACUGCUGGGUGUCCAUCAACAAAAUGGUGAACCACUCGUGGAGCGAACUCUAUUCGUUCGCGCUCUUCAAGGCCAUGAGCCACAUGCUCUGUAUUGGCUACGGGCGGCAGGCUCCCGAGAGCAUGACGGACAUCUGGCUCACCAUGCUCAGCAUGAUCGUGGGCGCCACCUGCUACGCUAUGUUCAUUGGGCACGCCACGGCGCUUAUCCAGUCCCUGGACUCGUCACGGCGCCAGUACCAGGAGAAGUACAAGCAAGUGGAGCAGUACAUGUCCUUCCACAAACUGCCGGCUGACUUCCGCCAGAAGAUCCACGAUUACUAUGAACACCGGUACCAGGGGAAGAUGUUUGACGAGGACAGCAUCCUGGGGGAACUCAACGGCCCACUUCGUGAGGAGAUUGUGAACUUCAACUGCCGGAAGCUGGUGGCUUCCAUGCCGUUGUUUGCCAAUGCAGACCCCAACUUCGUCACAGCCAUGCUGACAAAGCUCAAAUUUGAGGUCUUCCAGCCUGGAGACUACAUCAUCCGAGAGGGGACCAUCGGGAAGAAGAUGUACUUCAUCCAGCACGGGGUGGUGAGCGUGCUCACCAAGGGCAACAAAGAGAUGAAGCUGUCAGAUGGCUCCUAUUUUGGGGAGAUCUGUCUGCUCACGAGGGGCCGGCGCACAGCCAGUGUGCGGGCUGACACCUACUGUCGCCUCUACUCACUGAGCGUGGACAACUUCAACGAGGUGCUGGAGGAGUACCCCAUGAUGCGGCGUGCCUUUGAGACCGUGGCCAUUGACCGCCUGGACCGCAUAGGCAAGAAGAACUCCAUCUUGCUACACAAGGUUCAGCAUGAUCUCAGCUCGGGUGUGUUCAACAACCAGGAGAACGCCAUCAUCCAGGAGAUUGUCAAAUAUGACCGUGAGAUGGUGCAGCAGGCAGAGCUGGGCCAGCGUGUGGGGCUCUUCCCACCACCGCCACCACCGCAGGUCACGUCGGCCAUCGCCACGCUGCAGCAGGCCGUGGCCAUGAGCUUCUGCCCACAGGUGGCCCGCCCGCUCGUGGGGCCCCUGGCGCUAGGGUCCCCACGCCUCGUGCGCCGCGCGCCCCCAGGGCCUCUGCCUCCUGCAGCCUCACCAGGGCCACCCGCAGCGAGCCCCCCGGCUGCACCCUCGAGCCCUCGGGCACCGCGGACCUCACCCUACGGUGUGCCUGGCUCUCCGGCAACGCGUGUGGGGCCCGCAUUGCCCGCACGCCGCCUGAGCCGCGCCUCGCGCCCACUGUCCGCCUCGCAGCCCUCGCUGCCCCACGGCGCGCCCGCGCCCAGCCCCGCGGCCUCUGCGCGCCCGGCCAGCAGCUCCACCCCGCGUCUGGGACCCGCACCCACCACCCGGACCGCGGCACCCAGUCCGGACCGCAGGGACUCAGCCUCGCCGGGCGCUGCCAGUGGCCUCGACCCACUGGACUCUGCGCGCUCGCGCCUCUCUUCCAACUUGUGA